AUGGAGCCACAACCUCUUCAAACCAACACUAAUGAAACUACUAGUGCCCAAAGUUCCUCUGCUUAUGAUAUUAUCCGUAGACUUACCUGGACAUUCGUUUUGCUCUUUCUUCUUUUAACUCUUAUCAUUGCAAUAGCAUGGAAUGUCAUGGACCCUCAUAAACCUCAAUUUCGAGUCAGCACAAUCUCUGUUACCAAUUUCAGUGUCUCUGUUUCAGAGCUCAAAGGUGUGUUUGAGGUUGAAUUAAACAUAACAAAUCCCUUGUUGAUAUGCAAUCGAUGA
Lathyrus sativus (Indian pea) is the source of this 282-nucleotide messenger RNA. The record is from the annotation of a GenBank genome assembly. NCBI's taxonomy places the organism in Eukaryota, Viridiplantae, Streptophyta, Magnoliopsida, Fabales, Fabaceae.